Molecule: messenger RNA, 1061 nt
Organism: Trametes versicolor FP-101664 SS1
Lineage: Eukaryota; Fungi; Basidiomycota; Agaricomycetes; Polyporales; Polyporaceae
Exons: 5
Coding region: 1-915 (304 amino acids)
Source: RefSeq, a predicted model, not a curated record
AUGUUCCCCAAGACUGCCCUCCUCGCCCUCGUUGGCGCCGCCGCCACCAUGGUCUCGGCCCAAACCGGCGCCUUCACUGCUAAACAGCUAGUGCAGUUCUCUCUCAACGUCGAGAACCUCGAGAGUGCCUUCCUCGCUGGGGGCCUCGCGAAGUACAGCGCCGCCGACUUUACCACCGCCGGCUUCACCAUCGCCAUCCGCGGUCGCUUCCAGCAGAUCGCGGACAGCGAGGCGCUCCACGUCGCGUACCUCACGAAGGCGAUCGGGACGGACGAUGCCCCCGUAGCGUGCACGUACGACUUCACUAGCGCGUACACCGACGUGACGUCCUUCGUCAACCUCGCCCAGAAGAUCGAGAGCAUCGGCGCGAGUGCCUACCUCGGUCUCGCGGGCGCCUUGAACGUCACCACCCUCAAGGAAGAUCAAACCACCCUCGUGCUCACUGCGGGCGGGUCCGUCGCCGCAGCGAAGGCCCGCCAGGCCGGGUGGAUCACGUCUGCCGUGCAGCAGAGGCAGCCCUGGGACGGCGCGUUCGAGACGCCGCUCACCCCCAGCGCCGCCUGGUCCCUCCUUGACAACUACAUCACCAGCUGCCCGGACGCGAACCCCGAGCUCCCCUUAAAGUCGCUGCCCACGCUCACCGUGUCGAACGCCGCGCCCUCCGCGGGCGACACCAUCACGCUCGGCGUCACGCUCAAGAGCGCGGCGGCGAAGCGGUACGCGGUCUGGAUCGACGGCCUCCGCGUCGUGUACUCGGAGAUCACGAACGGGAAGACGGUCGUGCCCUCGGGCCUGAGUGGCACCGUCUACGUCGGCGUCGUGCCGAGCAAGGACGCGGCGGACCUCGAGAACUACGUCACCGGCUUCGCCGUCGUUGACUUCCCCUUCGGUCCGACUGCGCGCAACGUCCUCUAGAGAAUGUUGGACUUUAACAUCCGGACUUGUCGUCACCAGUCUAUAGAGGCUGAGUGCAUCGUGGGCUCAUGUGUUUCUCCGUCUUGUAGACGUGGGCUUAGUUUAUAACCCCGUUUCCCGUUGUGUCUUGCCCUCCCUGUAGUCGC